AUGACAAACCUCGAUCGCGCCCCCGAAACAGGCAUCCGCGUAAUAAUAAUCGGCACUGGCUUCGCAGGUCUAACCGCCGCAAUCGAAUGCCACCGCAAAGGCCAUUCCGUACUCGUCCUCGAAUCCUUCACUGAACUCAAAGUGCUCGGCGACGUGAUAAGUUUCGGACCAAAUUCUGUGAGGAUAUUCCACGGAUGGCCAGGCAUGCAAGAGAGACUGGACCCGAUAUGUCAUGAGACCAACGAGAUCCAGAUCCGCACCUGGGAAGGAGAGUUGAUAUUGAAUCAGAGUUGGAAGGAGAAGGAGAGGAGUUGGGGGAGGAAUUAUAAUGGACAUAGGGGUCAGAUACAUCAGGUUGUGUUUGAUUAUGCGGUGGAGAUUGGAAUUGAUAUUAGGUUAGGACAUAGGGUUGUGGACUAUUUUGAGACGGAAACGAAAGCAGGUGUUGUAGCCAAUAGGCAGACUUUUAUUGGUGAUGUCGUUCUGGCUGCGGAUGGUGUUCGUUCGAAAGGUAGGACGAUUGUUCUGGGUUAUGAAGAUAAGCCGAAAGCUUCGGGAUAUGCUGUAUAUCGAGCGUGGUUUGACGUCGGUAAGAUGGCAGAAGAUCCCGAUUUUGAUUUCUUAUUUGAGAAACAAGAUGAUCUUUGUAUUUGGAUAGGCCAGGACAUUCAUUUCAUUGCAGCAACGCCGAAAAGUGGUAAGGAGUUCUCCUGGGUUUGCACUCACAAAGACGAUGGAGACGUCGAGGAAAGUUGGUCGGCAAAUGCUCCCCUCUCAGAUGCUCGUAAAAACUUAGAAGGAUGGGAUCCAGUCAUCCACAAAAUCUUAGACUUAACACCUGAUCCAGUCAUUGACUGGAAGCUCGUGUAUCGCGACCCUCUACCGACAUGGAUAUCUCCAAAGAGACGGAUUGCUCUCAUUGGAGACGCAGCUCAUCCAUUUCUGCCGACAUCCAUUCAGGGAGCUAGCCAGUCAAUGGAAGACGGCGUGACCAUAGCCGUUUGCCUGCGAAAGGCUGGAAAGGAUGGUGUACAGGAAGCUUUGAGAGUCUUCGAAGCUUUAAGAUAUGAGCGUGUUAAGGGGUCUCAGAAAACCGGAGAAACGACUAGAGAUAGAUGGCAUAAAGCCGAUUGGGAUGAAGUGAGGAAGAAUCCAAGGAGCAUGGAGCUUCAACGUGAAGAGUGGAUUCUCAAUUUUGACGCCGAAGACUAUGCUGAGGAAAGUUACUCCGAAACACUCACCUCGCUUGGCAAGCAGGAGAGUGCGGUCACGUUCGCAGAUAUACCUAAGUCAGUCGACGUUAGCGUGCUUGCAUAG
This is a messenger RNA of Glarea lozoyensis ATCC 20868, 1317 nucleotides long. Its product is annotated as FAD/NAD(P)-binding protein. Lineage: Eukaryota; Fungi; Ascomycota; Leotiomycetes; Helotiales; Helotiaceae. Gene Ontology annotation, biological process: secondary metabolite biosynthetic process. The transcript is spliced from 3 exons. Bases 1 to 1317 code for a protein of 438 amino acids. The record is from RefSeq and is a predicted model, not a curated record. Gene Ontology annotation, molecular function: FAD binding; monooxygenase activity.